Messenger RNA from Trichoderma atroviride IMI 206040, 1507 nucleotides. RefSeq lists its product as uncharacterized. Gene Ontology annotation, molecular function: RNA polymerase II general transcription initiation factor activity; TBP-class protein binding. Gene Ontology annotation, cellular component: transcription preinitiation complex; nucleus. The record is from RefSeq and is a predicted model, not a curated record. NCBI's taxonomy places the organism in Eukaryota, Fungi, Ascomycota, Sordariomycetes, Hypocreales, Hypocreaceae. Gene Ontology annotation, biological process: transcription preinitiation complex assembly; transcription initiation at RNA polymerase II promoter.
AAAAUGCUUCCGCCGAUGGGCGGAGAUGCAAAUGGAGGGUCAUUCCAUGAAGACCUGAACAAUGUCCUUGCCUGCCCCGACUGCAAGGAGUACCCUCCGAACUUGAUUGAAGAGUUCUCGAGCGGAGACAUGGUCUGCCAGAGCUGCGGUGUCGUCGUCGGAACACGCAUCAUUGAUACGAGGUCUGAAUGGCGUACGUUUGCCAAUGACGACCAAGGUGGCGAUGAUCCGAGUCGUGUCGGCGGACCGCAGGAUGAGUUCGUCGAAGGCCAGCAUCUAGCCACGACUGUUGCCUUUUCAGAGUCCAAGGCUCACAAGGCCUUAUCCCGCACCCAAAACAAUGCCAAUCAGGACAAGGCUCAAAAGGGCUUAAUGCAGGCAUACAAGGAGAUUGUUGCACUCUGCGAGACGAUUCAUAUGGGAGCCAACGUCUCCAACGCUGCCAAACACAUCUUCAAGCUCGUUGACAAGCACAAGUUUAUGAAGGGCAAGCCUCAGGAGGCCGUCAUUGCUGGGUGCAUCUUUAUUGCAUGCCGACAAAACAACGUGCCUCGAACAUUCCGGGAAAUCUUCAACCUCACUAGUGUCAGCAAGAAGGAAGUCGGCAGGGUCUUUAAGCAGCUACAGAAUUUCCUGCAAAAGAUUCAGGACAACGAGGGCGAGAGCGGUUCCGGAUUGAAUACCGUCACCAACUACGAAAACACCUCUGUUGGUGCCGAAGAUCUCUGUGGUCGUUACGUGUCUCAGCUGGGCUUUAAGAACCAGCAAAAGAUAUCCAAAAUCUCCCGAGAUCUCGCAGAGCAGGCCACCGACAUCUCCGCUCUGGCAGGCCGAUCGCCCCUGUCUGUUGCGGCCGCUUGCAUCUACAUGGCGUGCCAUCUUAUGGGGGAGCCGCGGUCAUCGGCUCCUAUUGCCAAGCAGACCGGUGUUAGUGAUGGAACUGUCAAAACCGCUUACAAGUUCCUCUUUGCUGCCCGUGAUCAGCUGAUCAAGAAAGAAUGGCUCCAAGAGGGUGGCAAGAUGGAGAACAUUCCGCAAGUCCAAGUCUAGGACACUCAUCUAUUAUAUAGGUGCAGCGUGUGAGACACGUUUUGAUAAACACCUCGGAUCGAUCUGCUUUGUUGCGUUGCAGUCUUUGUUUGUCUUUUUUCUUUUCUUGUCUUUCAAGCUGCCGCGCUAUAGGUCGAAGGGCGUUUAUUGGCGAAACAGGGUGAUUUUGAGACGGAACAAGCUAAAGACAAGGGAUGCUCGUUUGCACUGUUUUUUAAGUUUAAUAAUAGAGACUGGGGAAAGAAAAUAAAUUGGCCUUGCAGAAGGGAUGGCUGGAGAGCGCGAGACUGCGACUCUUGUGCCUGGACAUAUUUGGCAGCCUCUCUUUUUUUUUUUUCGUCCACUUCUUUUGCCGUUUUGCUAUAAGAGAACAAUGUAUCUCAGACUGUAUAGAUUCGAAUAGCAAAAAAUACAGAGAGCAUUUGCGUAUUCGUGGUUACCUUUAUAGCCAGGCACG